Molecule: messenger RNA, 893 nt
Organism: Pollicipes pollicipes
Lineage: Eukaryota; Metazoa; Arthropoda; Thecostraca; Pollicipedomorpha; Pollicipedidae
Product: mitochondrial transcription rescue factor 1
Exons: 3
Coding region: 121-405 (94 amino acids)
Biological process (GO): regulation of mitochondrial transcription
Cellular component (GO): mitochondrion
Molecular function (GO): RNA binding
Source: RefSeq, a predicted model, not a curated record
GCUGGUAGUGAGUCUGAAGAAUCUGAUGAUGAGGAAGAGGAAAAAUCCAAGGACUUCCAGGUCUUAAAAGGCCAUGCCAACUCUACCAGAAUAGAUGCUGUGCUUAAAUUUGGUCUGGGAAUGUCUAGAAACAAAGUGGACAAUGCAUUUUAUAGCAGCAGCAUCUACCUCAAUGGAGAGAAGCUGAUCAAGAAGAGCCAUCCUCUGACGGUGGAUGACGAAGUGGACGUGGUGCGCGGCGAGAACGCGCUGAACACGUCGUUCCUGGACGUCUCGCGGGUGCAGGUCCUCGACAUCCACCGUUCGCGGUCCGACCCGGACAAGCUGACUCUGAAGGUGCGGCGCUUUAAACAGCUCACCGUCGAAAACUACUCGUCGCCGUGGAAACCAAUUGCGUCGGAGUAAAUGAUCUGCACGUGCGCUGUAGUCGAAUGAUCAUUGUCCAAUGGUGAUACAGAGCUUGACGUGGCGACCGCGUAUGACACAUGCGCGUCCAUGAUAGCCCAUUUACCUCUGCUGAUUGAGUACGGCAAGGCGGCGGCCCUGCUGUACUCCAUCAGCAGAGAUGGUAUGCACGCUCUGUUUUGUCAUCACUUUCAGCCUGCGCUGUAGUCUGGGUAACAAUGUAUAUAAUACACCGGUGUACAUGAUUUCUGAAAGCGACUGUGAUCUCUCAGCGCACCUGGCCGAAAGACCAUUGUCCAAUGCUUCAGUAUUUCCCACUUGACUUUGUCAUCCAUUUAAGAGCAACUCGCAUUCUAAGUACACAGCUGUCUAAUGUUACAUUAGCACACGUAAGUAAUGUCAAUGGCUGUUUCCACACGUUAGAGGCUACAAGUGAACUAUCUGAAUGAAAUAUUGAACUGAAUGAAUGAAUGAACAAAUGCACUAUU